This is a messenger RNA of Myotis myotis, 1556 nucleotides long. It is a transcript of the gene FAH, whose product is annotated as fumarylacetoacetate hydrolase. Lineage: Eukaryota; Metazoa; Chordata; Mammalia; Chiroptera; Vespertilionidae. Bases 97 to 1410 code for a protein of 437 amino acids. The transcript has 14 exons. Gene Ontology annotation, biological process: homogentisate catabolic process; L-phenylalanine catabolic process; L-tyrosine catabolic process. The record is from RefSeq and is a predicted model, not a curated record. Gene Ontology annotation, molecular function: fumarylacetoacetase activity.
CCGUCACGUCGGGGGGGCGGGCCCGCAGGAGUGCUCCGGCGGGACGGACCGCGGCGCUGAGUCCGGAGUCCCGCUCGCGGCUCGGGUCCCGUCAGCAUGUCGUUCGUGCCGGUGGCCGAGGACUCGGACUUCUCCAUCCACAACCUGCCCUACGGCGUCUUCUCCACCGCAGCCAACCCAAGAUCGAGGAUCGGCGUGGCCAUCGGCGACCAGAUCCUGGACCUGAGCGUCAUCAAGCACCUCUUCACCGGGCCCGUCCUCUCCAAACACCAGGAUGUGUUUGUGCAGCCAACUCUCAACAACUUCAUGGGGCUGGGCCAGGCCGCCUGGAAGGAGGCGCGCGCUUUCCUGCAGAACCUGCUGUCCGCCGGCCAGGCCAGGCUGCGGGACGACGCGGAGCUGCGCAAGCGUGCUUUGGUCCCCCAGGCUCUCGCCACCAUGCACCUCCCGGCUGCCAUCGGUGACUACACGGACUUCUACUCCUCGCGGCAGCACGCUGCGAACGUCGGGAUCAUGUUCCGGGGCAAGGACAACGCCCUGAUGCCCAAUUGGCUGCACUUACCCGUGGGCUACCACGGCCGCGCCUCCUCCAUCGUGGUGUCGGGCACGCCGAUCCGCAGGCCCAUGGGCCAGAUGAGACCGGAUGACUCGAAGCCUCCCGUGUACGGCCCCAGCAAACUCUUGGACAUCGAGUUGGAAAUGGCGCGCGACCUGGGGCGCCCGGUGAGCCCAGACCUCACCCGCUCCCCGCGGCAGGCUUUCUUCGUAGGCCCCGGGAACCGCCUGGGGGAGCCGAUCCCCAUCUCCAAGGCGCAGGAGCACAUCUUCGGGAUGGUCCUGAUGAACGACUGGAGCGCCCGAGACAUUCAGAGGUGGGAGUACGUGCCGCUGGGGCCGUUCCUGGGGAAGAGUUUCGCAACCACCAUCUCCCCGUGGGUGGUGCCCAUGGAGGCCCUCAUGCCCUUCGUGGUGCCCAACCCGGAGCAGGACCCCAAGCCGCUGCCGUAUCUCUGCCAUGACCAGCCCUACACGUUCGACAUCAAACUCUCUGUCGCCCUGAGAGGAGAGGGAAUGAGCCAGGGCGUUCCCAUCUGCAAGUCCAAUUUUAAGCACAUGUACUGGACGAUGCUGCAGCAGCUCACUCACCACUCCGUCAACGGCUGCAACCUGCGGCCCGGGGACCUGCUGGCUUCCGGAACCAUCAGCGGGCCGGAGCCAGAUAGCUUCGGCUCCAUGCUGGAGCUGUCCUGGCGCGGCACGCAGCCCAUCGAGCUGGGCAUCGGGCAGACCCGGCGGUUCCUGCAAGACGGGGACGAAGUCAUCAUCACAGGACACUGCCAGGGGGACGGCUACCGCGUGGGCUUCGGCCAUUGCACGGGGAAGGUGCUGCCCGCCCUCCCACCGGCGUGAGGUCCUCUCGGGCGUCCUGGACACACCUGGCUGGACCCCCAGCUGCCCCCCCCACCACCGACCCCGGGACCAGGGGCCCCUCUGUGGCUGUGGGCCCCUCCCGCCCGCCUUCAGGAACAAAUGAAUAAAAGCCAUGGUGCCCUGUG